Trichoderma gamsii is the source of this 744-nucleotide messenger RNA. RefSeq names its product murein transglycosylase. Gene Ontology annotation, biological process: carbohydrate metabolic process; cell wall organization. The transcript has a single exon. Gene Ontology annotation, cellular component: cell surface; extracellular region; fungal-type cell wall. Gene Ontology annotation, molecular function: 1,3-beta-glucanosyltransferase activity; glucan endo-1,3-beta-D-glucosidase activity. The record is from RefSeq and is a predicted model, not a curated record. Lineage: Eukaryota; Fungi; Ascomycota; Sordariomycetes; Hypocreales; Hypocreaceae. Bases 1 to 744 code for a protein of 247 amino acids.
AUGGUCCUCCAUUCCAUCUCUGCCCUCGAGAUGACGAGCGAUAUCAAGGUCUGGAUGGGUGUCUGGCAGGAUAACAACGCCACCACCAAUGCCCGCCAGCUCGCGCAAAUGUGGGAUAUCCUUGACAAGUACGGUGAUGACCCUUUUGAAGGCAUCAUCGUUGCCAACGAAGUGCUCUUCCGCAAGCAAUUUACCGUGGCCAGCCUCGGCGAACUGCUCGACGACGUGCGAACCAACCUCACCAAGAAGAAGUACGAUCUCCCAGUCGCUACCUCCGACCUGGGAGACGACUGGACUCAGGAACUCGCCGACGACAGCGAUUACAUCAUGGCCAACGUCCACCCGUUCUUUAGUGGAACAACGGCGACCGAGGCUGCCGAUUGGACGUACAGCUUCUGGAAGGGCCAUGACGGCCCCUUUUGGAAGAAAGACACCUCCAAGAACAUCAUCUCCGAGACCGGUUGGCCCACGGGAGGCGGCAAAGACUGCGGCGGUCCCAGCACCUGUACAGACCCAGCCGUGGCCGGAAUAGACGAACUCAACACUUUCAUGGGUGAUUGGGUCUGCCAGGCGCUGGAGAAUGGCACAAACUACUUUUGGUUUGAGGCCUUUGACGAGCCGUGGAAGGUCAUUUACAACACGGCCACCGAGGCGUGGGAGGACAAAUGGGGCCUCAUGGAUGCCAACCGCAAGCUCAAAGACGGCGUCAAGAUUCCCGACUGCGGCGGCAAGACAGUUUCAUGA